AUGGCAGAUCAACUUGACCUUCUUUUAAGUGUGAUCUUCAUGGCCAGUCCCAUCCUGGGAAUGUCUCCCUGUUCUUCCAAUGGCCAGAUUGCCUUAUUUCGCCAUUGUAACCUUACCCAGAUCCCCUGGGUCCUCGACACCACGGAGAGGCUCCUUCUCAGCUUCAACUACAUCAGUGUGGUCAACGCCACGUCAUUUCCAUUCCUGGGGCAGCUCCUGCUGCUGGAGCUGGGAACCCAGUUUACACCCAUGACCAUCGGCCGGGAGGCCUUCAGAAACCUGCCCAAUCUGAGGAUCUUGGACCUGGGCCAAAACCACAUUGAAGUCUUGAGUCCAGACACUUUUCAGGGACUUCUCCAUCUCAUGGAACUUCGACUGUUUUCCUGUAAGCUCUCCAGUGUUGUCCUAAGAGAUGGUUACUUCAGAAAUCUAACUUCAUUGGCUCGCUUAGACCUCUCUGGCAACCAGAUUUACAGCCUUCAUCUCCAUUCUUCAUUUCAGGAGCUGAAUUCCUUAAAAGCCAUAGAUUUUUCUUUCAAUGAAAUAGUCCCUUUAUGUGAGGAUGAACUCAAGCCCCUGCAGGGCAAAAUACUCUCUUUCUUCGGCCUCAAAUCAACUAGCCUGUUCAGCAGAGUCUCUGUGAGUUGGAAGACUUGCAGGAACCCCUUCAGAGGCAUGUGGCUAGAAACUCUAGAUCUCUCUGAAAAUGGUUGGACAGUGGACAUCACAGGCAACUUCAGCAAUAUCAUCAGGGGAAGCCAAGUCACCUCUUUGAUUCUUACGCACCACAUAAUGGGGUCUGGCUUUGGCUUCCAGAACAUCGGAGACCCUGACCAGAACACGUUUGCUGGCCUGGCUAGAAGUUCAGUGAUGUUCCUGGACCUUUCACACGGUUAUAUCUUCUCCUUGAAUUCCAGAGUGUUUGAGACGCUGAAAGAUUUGAAGUUUCUGAACCUUGCCUCCAACAAGAUAAACAAGAUCUCAGAUGAUGCGUUUUAUGGACUUGACAGUCUCCAAGUUCUCAAUAUGUCAUGCAAUCUUUUGGGAGAACUUUAUAAUUCCAACUUCUACGGGCUACCUAGGGUCGCCUACAUUGACCUCCAAAAGAACCAUAUUGGGAUCAUUCAAUACCAAACGUUCAGAUCCCUGGAGAACUUACAAACCUUGGACCUCCGCGAUAAUGCUCUUAAAACCAUCAAUUUUAUUCCAAGCAUCCUGACUGUCUUACUGGGCGGCAAUAAGCUGGUCGAUCUGCAACACGUCCGCUUUACAGCCAACUUCAUCGAAUUAUCCGAAAACAAACUGGAAGAUUUGUCCGACCUCUACUUCCUCCUGCAAGUUCCCCAGCUCCAGUCCCUCAUCCUGAACCAGAAUCGCCUUUCCUCCUGCAAGGCAGUCUACACCCCUUCCGAGAACCUGAGCUUGGAACAUCUUUUCCUGGCGGGAAACAUGCUGCAGCUUGCCUGGGAGACCGGCCUCUGCUGGGAUGUUUUCAAAGGCCUUUUCCACCUCCGAGUCCUGUACCUGAAUAGUAACUACCUUAAUUUCCUCCCCCCUGGAAUAUUUAGUGACCUGGUUUCGUUACAGUUGCUCAAUCUUGGCGCUAACAGGUUGACCUCUCUCUCUCCUGGCAGCUUACCUGCUAAUCUAAAGUUUCUUGAUAUAUCUAGAAAUCAGCUCUUCUCUCCUGAUCCUGGGUCGUUUGCUUCACUUAGCUCCUUGGACAUAACGCAUAACGAGUUCGUCUGCCAGUGUGAACUUAUGCCUUUUAUCACCUGGCUCAAUCAAACCAAUGUCACCCUGCAGGGCUCUCCUGCAGACAUAUACUGCAUGUACCCUGACUCGCUGGUAGGGGUCUCCCUUUAUGACGUCUUCACCAAGGAGUGUGAUGAAGAAGAAGUCUUGCAGUCCAUAAAGUUUUCCCUUUUCAUCCUGUGCACCGUCACUUUGUCCUUGCUCCUCGUCACCACCUUCACAUUCAUAAAGUUCCGGGGGACUUGUUUCCUGUGUUAUAAGACCAUUCAGAGACUGGUGUUCAAGGACAAGGUCCGGAGUUCGGAACCCAGUGCAUACCAAUACGAUGCCUACUUUUGCUUCAGUAGCAAAGACUUCAAAUGGGCACAGAAUGCUCUGCUCAAACACCUGGAUGCCCAGUACAGUUCCCGAAACAGACUCAGGCUGUGCUUCGAAGAGAGAGACUUCAUCCCAGGAGAAAACCACAUCUCCAACAUCCAGGCGGCUGUCUGGGGCAGCAGAAAAACCGUGUGCCUAGUGAGCAGACAAUUCCUUAAGGAUGGCUGGUGCCUGGAAGCCUUCAGGUAUGCCCAGAGCCGGUGCCUGUCUGACCUCAAGAAUGUUCUCGUCGUGGUGGUGGUAGGGUCUCUGUCCCAGUAUCAGCUGAUGAGACAUGAGACCAUCAGAGGGUUUCUUCAAAAGCAACAGUACUUGAGAUGGCCUGAGGACCUCCAGGACAUUGACUGGUUCCUCAAUAAACUCUCUGGGUGCAUACUAAAGGAAGAAAAGGGGAAGAAGAGAAGCAGUACCAUUCCGUUGCAAACUGUCACAACAAUUUCCUAG
Molecule: messenger RNA, 2577 nt
Organism: Chionomys nivalis (European snow vole)
Lineage: Eukaryota; Metazoa; Chordata; Mammalia; Rodentia; Cricetidae
Gene: Tlr5
Product: toll like receptor 5
Exons: 1
Coding region: 1-2577 (858 amino acids)
Biological process (GO): inflammatory response; immune response; toll-like receptor signaling pathway
Cellular component (GO): membrane
Molecular function (GO): protein binding; transmembrane signaling receptor activity
Source: RefSeq, a predicted model, not a curated record